Molecule: messenger RNA, 1470 nt
Organism: Paecilomyces variotii
Lineage: Eukaryota; Fungi; Ascomycota; Eurotiomycetes; Eurotiales; Thermoascaceae
Product: queuine tRNA-ribosyltransferase
Exons: 8
Coding region: 174-1409 (411 amino acids)
Cellular component (GO): cytosol
Molecular function (GO): tRNA-guanosine(34) queuine transglycosylase activity
Source: RefSeq, a predicted model, not a curated record
AGGAGAUAUUCAAUUGCGGAGGGGAAAUAAUAAUUUGCGAUACACCGCAUUGGAGAUCCUUGGGUGUCUUUUAUCAUAUCAUCUGUCCAUAUAUAUAAUUCAGAGCUUUAGCUCGCAAUAAUCAUACUUCAACGCUUCCAAUUUCCAACCUCAGCGCCCAGGGGAGCGUGGAAAUGUCAACAACUGCCACGCGCAAGGCAAUGCCGUCGGCAUUGACCUUUGAUUUAAUAGCUAAGUGCUCUACAACCAAAGCUCGCGCCAGCACCCUCCAUCUUCCACAUGGAGCUGUGCCACUUCCGAUCUUUAUGCCCGUUGCUACGCAAGCCUCUUUGAAAGGACUUACGCCAGAACAGCUGGCACAAACAGGUUGCAUGCUCUGCUUGAAUAAUACGUAUCAUUUGGGACUGAAGCCGGGUCAAGCGGUGUUGGAUCAAGUAGGCGGUGCACACAAGUUGCAAGGAUGGGAUCGAAAUAUCCUAACCGACAGUGGUGGGUUCCAGAUGGUCUCUCUCCUGAAACUAGCAAAAGUUACGGAGGAAGGUGUUCGGUUUCUCAGUCCACACGAUGGAACGCCGAUGCUCCUAACACCAGAACACUCGAUUUCGUUACAGAAUUCAAUCGGUUCAGAUAUCAUCAUGCAGCUAGAUGACGUUAUUGUCACUACCUCUCCUGACAAGGCUCGGAUGAAAGAGGCCAUGGAGCGCUCUGUGCGAUGGCUAGAUCGUUGUAUUGACGCCCACAAAUAUCCUGAACGUCAGAAUCUGUUCUGCAUUAUUCAGGGAGGUCUAGACCUAGAAAUGCGGAGGCAAUGCUGCGCAGAAAUGGUGGCUCGAGACACCCCGGGUAUCGCAAUAGGUGGGCUCUCAGGUGGUGAAGCGAAGGAGGACUUUUGCAAAGUGGUGGAUACUUGUACUGGCCUUCUUCCCGAAAAGAAGCCUAGAUAUGUCAUGGGUGUUGGAUACCCCGAAGAUCUCGUUGUAUCUGUGGCUCUGGGUGCAGACAUGUUUGAUUGUGUCUGGCCAACAAGGACAGCACGUUUCGGAAAUGCUGUAACCAGCUAUGGAACAUAUAAUCUCCGCAACCAUUCUUAUGCGGCCGAUUUCUCUCCUAUAGAAGAAGGCUGCGAAUGCAUCUGCUGCCGGUCCACUGAAAAGGGCGGCCUCGGAAUAACCAAGGCAUAUAUCCACCAUCUUGCUGCAAAAGAGACAGUUGGUGCUCAUUUACUUACAAUGCACAAUGUACACUACUUGCUCUCUCUCAUGGGCUCCGUCAGACAAGCCAUCAUAGAAGACCGCUACCCCGAUUUCCUUCGCGAGUUCUUCGAGAAGCUCUACAAGAACAAAUCGGAUAUACCAAAGUGGGCUGUCGAGGCAUUGCGCGGCGUAGGAGUUGAUCUGCUGUCAGAAUAGAAAGGCUACUAUUUUUACUUUUUUUUCUUUUUCUUUUUCUUUUUUUUUUUUUUUGGUGGGC